Sclerotinia sclerotiorum 1980 UF-70 is the source of this 4383-nucleotide messenger RNA. RefSeq lists its product as hypothetical. Lineage: Eukaryota; Fungi; Ascomycota; Leotiomycetes; Helotiales; Sclerotiniaceae. The coding region runs from base 1 to 4383 and encodes 1460 amino acids. Gene Ontology annotation, cellular component: plasma membrane; exocyst. The transcript is spliced from 4 exons. Gene Ontology annotation, biological process: exocytosis; Golgi to plasma membrane transport. Gene Ontology annotation, molecular function: phosphatidylinositol-4,5-bisphosphate binding. The record is from RefSeq and is a predicted model, not a curated record.
AUGGACGGCUCUUCACGAAAUGGCUCUAGCGGGGUCAAUGGCAGCGAUAGGAGUGGUAUGAGUAGAGCGGAAAGGUUCGAAGAUGAGAAGAGACGAAUUAUUGAAAGCUGUUUUGGGAAGAAGGAUCCGGACGGCUCUUUAUUGGAAUCAUAUAUCACACAUAUUAGAAUUAUUGAGGAUGCGGCAUAUCCAUCCUCUCCACCUCCCACGGACGCCAAUCCGGAUGCUAAGAAACCUCGUAUUAUAAUCGUCGCCGUGCGCAAAUCUGGACGGGUUCGGAUGCACAAAGCUAGGGAGAAUGCGAAUGGGAGCUUUUCAAUUGGCAAAACUUGGAUGCUUGAUGAUCUAUCUGCGGUAGAGUCUUUCAGUGGAGCAGUCCCUACGACUGCGGAGGAGGAACAGCGCAAACAAUGGGCUGGGGGUACGGGAUUUACUGUGACGAUUGGAAAGCCCUAUUAUUGGCAGGCCAACACUCAAAAGGAAAAACAAUUCUUCAUCGCAAGCUUGGUCAAAAUUUACACGAAAUACACUGGUGGAAAAGCGCCGGAACUCAUUGGUUUUGAUCCCAGAGAAAGGGAACAAUUGUCUGGUAUUUCAACUUCCGCACGACCACAACAACCUCCUUCCCAAGAAUCUCGGCGGCCUCCGCAGCCCCAACAACCACAGUCUUCUGCAUCUUCUCCAUAUGAACAGAGCCAGAGUCGACCGUUCAAACGAGAGCCGUCCCGAGAGCCUGUGCUGCGUAGUCAACCUAGUCGAGAUGCUGUACAACGCCCACCAGGCCAAAUGCCGGCCAAUGCUAGUCCAGCUUUUCCUCCACAAAAUUCCCGACCUCCUAUGCGGCCACAGCGUGAUGCCUCGCCAGGUUCAUCUGCUAAGCCAUUGGGUGUUAAACCUCAACAGAGUCACACAAGUCUGCGUAGGUUGGAAACCGGUAAUCAGAGCCAGGAAUCUUUUGGACGCAGUGACGACAGCGGAAGCUUACCGCCUCGUUCACGCGGUGGCGCUAAUGGUUUGCCUAAUGCCCCUGGUCGCUUUCCUGAUAGAAGCGUCACACCCAUUUCCCAACGUGGCCCUCCUGAGUCCAGCUUUCCAAGUCCAAAACGGGACAGGUCGACGGACCCGCCGCCAAUGCCUGCUCCACUAACAAUCCCACCCGAACGACGUCGACCUCCGAUGCCAAAUAUUGGCGAUGCGGCUCGCUUACGUGGUACAGAUCCAAUGGAUAACAUUGUGCCAGCGCCAUUGGCUAGUCCUGGUAUGCGCAGAGACGAUAUGCGGCCUCCCACUCGUAGCAGUGAACGAUCAAUACCUCGCGAGCGAGAUACUAAUGGAGAUGGCAGUAUCGACGCCAAACUCACAGAGGCAGCAUCAUUGGAACUGCUUCGUGAUAAUUUGGGUGAUACUGGUAAGGAUGAGGUGCCGUCGGUUCCUGCAUCUGCGCCAGCUAUUACCUCUCCUGUCUCUCCGGUCGUUUCGCCGACUACUCCCAUUUUGCCAUCGACGGAGGAGCAAGAGGACGAGGAAAUGCGCCCCGGUCUUGGACCCAUGAUAAAGAAGAAAUCCAAGGGCGACAUUGCCAGCACUUUCCUUAGGGCCGCACAAAAUGCUAAUGGUUUCAAGCCUCGUGCUGGUGGCGCAGCUGAACGUCUUAGAGAAGCAGCACUGGCAGCUAAAUCUCCAAACGGCCCUGAUGGUAUCACUGGUGUGGUCCCAGCUCCUUCCUUAGUUCGGGCGUUCAGUAAUGAUAGCGCAACUACGUUCAAUGCUCCUCUCGCCGUUGUACCAGCUGCUACACCCGAAGCCCCUUCUACUCCGGUCGAAGCUCCUCCAGAAAAGUCCCCUGCACGCAAUGCCAAUCCUGAAGUUAUUCCGGAAGUCAAAAUUACAGUCCCGGACAAGGACAUACCGAGCACUGUUGAAAGUCUUUCAAAGGCAUCAGAUACUGGUUCACUUGACAAGCCAAAGGCUCGGGAACCUAAACGUCCAAAAUCUGCUUCUGAGGCAAUGCAAAAAGAGCUUGCAUCUUUAGGUAUUGAUCCCAGCUUUUUGGAUGGCCGAGGCUCUGAUCUUGUCAAUGCAUGGGAUGAAUUUGGUUGGGUUGGGGAAAGUGUGCAUACAAAAGUUAUUGAUGGAUUAAAAGAUGAUGUUGAGCGAGAGCUCAACAAAGUUCAAGCAGGAGGCUGGCUUAACCGAUUAGAGGAAGAGGACGAACGAGUUGAAGCGAUUAAAAGAGGGCUGGAUACAUGUAUGGACGAAUGUGACGAACUUGAUGGUUUGCUCACACUGUAUCUUGUGGAGCUUGGCACACUCAACGAGGACAUUGCAUACAUCGAAGCCCAAUCACAAGGUCUGCAGGUGCAAACAGCCAAUCAGAAGCUCUUACAAGCUGAACUUCAAUCUCUACUGGACACGAUAUCAAUUUCCUCAUCACAGCUCGAGUCCUUAAAAACGGCAUCAUUGGAACGUCCUCAUGAUCUCGAGCUGGUUGAAAAGUCUUUGGUUGUUUUGUUCAAGGCUAUGGUUACUAUCGAUCCUUCACUUAGUAUUUCUGUUCCUAGAAGAAGUGAAGAUGGUAGCGUCCAUUCCGGGAGAACCGGAGGCUUCGGCAACAGCGAGAUUGGAAGCAUGCGGGUCUUACAGGAGAAAAAAGAUGUCUACCGAGCUACGAGCGUUGAAUUCCUUCAACGUUUGUAUUCCUUUUUACAAAUGAAAUUCCGCUCUGCAAUUGACGAAACAAGGAAAGCGUUAGACCGGGAAAAGGGUGGUAAUAUCGCCAGAACAGCUGGGAAGGGCAAACUUGACCCACGCCAUCAUGAUCUCGCGAGGAAUAUACUUUGGAGAUAUAGCCCACUGAUGUUGUUCUCUAGGGAAGUGGCUCCUGAUGAAUGGGAAAAGUUUUUGUUAGAUUACGAGUCUGCGUGUAAACCUUUGUAUCAGGAUGAAUUCAGGGACGCUGUCUUUGCCUGGAAGCGGAUUGCUAAGAAAGCACACGGGGACGAGUCUGAAAACUUGUUCACAUCACAAAUUGAGAAACACACUGAAGGCCUUGCAACUACAACCGCUAGAAAGCUGACGGUAAAGCGAAGUCAAACGUUGGCAAAGAUACGAUCCCCAGCUGGCGACGGUGGCAAUAAGUCUACCGCAGACAAGGCGGAUGGUCGACUACCUCCACAUGAAGUAUUCACUGGAGCUCUUGAUGAAAUGGUUCCGAUUAUGAGCAUGGAGCAGAACUUCAUUGUUGAAUUCUUUCAUAUAACGUCACUAGAACAACAUGAUUUUGCUGAGUCUGUCGCUGCUGCUCCCCCAGACUUGCGACGAGGCGGCGACUUAAGAAGGCCAAAAGUUAUGGAUCCUAAUCGGAUAUUGGCAAAACGUGUCGUACAGACCAUGGAAGAAAUUUACGCUUUUUGGGCUGGUGAUAUGGAAGCACUGGUAGACUGGUCCCUCCAACCCGAUCCAUUGCAAGGUGUCGGUAUACUCGUUUCAAUUGAGCGCAAGCUUGUUGACCUCGAGGAAUCAAGCCAGGAGUACCUGGCACGUACUCUCCAAAAGUUGCAUGCUCGUUUGCUUGGUCUAUUUAACAAAUUCCUGGAUGAGCAGAUUCGAGCCAUAGAAGACACUAAAGUCAAAAUCAAGAAGCGAAAGGGUGUUAUUGGAUUCAUAAGGAUAUUUCCUUCAUUCUCCUCUGCAAUAGAAACGAUGUUGAUGUCUGCUGAUGGCCUUGAGGUUCGACAAAUCGUAAAUAAUGCAUAUUCUCGAUUGAACAAAACCAUGUUUGAGUCUCUCAAGGUUAUUGCGAGGGAAAACCCAAGUGCUCACACUGCAGGUGCAGAUCCAGAGGACAAAGAAGCCCUCAAUUAUCAGAUUCUGCUCAUCGAAAAUAUGAACCAUUACCUGGAAGAAGUGGAUGUCCGCUCCAACCCGGUACUUGAAGAAUGGAGGGAGAAUGCUAGCCAAGAAAUGGACGAACAUAUGACUUUAUAUCUUGGUGCUGUUAUUCGAAGACCCCUAGGAAAACUUCUCGAUUUCUUGGAAAGUACAGAGAGUCUUAUGCUUUCUCGACAACCUGGUGAAUCGGCUUCGAAGAUCUCAUCAAUGCCAAGUCACUCCAAAUCAACCUUCAAAAAAAUCCUUGCUGGGUAUGACGCCAAAGAAAUUAGGAAGGGCAUUGAAACUCUUAAGAAGCGAGUUGAAAAGCACUUCGGCGAUGCAGAUGACCCAGGACUCAGUCGAGAACUUGUCAGCAAGGUGAAUCAACAAUGCGAGAGAUUUUACGAAAACGUCGACGAUAGAAUUUUGACAAUCAGCAGAGAUGUGUAUGAUGGAGAAAUUAUUGCUGAAUGGACAAGAGCCGAUAUUGCUACAGCCUUCAGAAAGUAG